This is a messenger RNA of Lactuca virosa, 327 nucleotides long. NCBI's taxonomy places the organism in Eukaryota, Viridiplantae, Streptophyta, Magnoliopsida, Asterales, Asteraceae. The record is from the annotation of a GenBank genome assembly.
UCUCCCUUGUUCAUUAUCCGAUGAUGAAAAAAUAGCAAUUUACAAAACCCCCUUCUGUGGUUCUGAGAAAGAACCAAAAAUAUGGUUUCUUCUUCGUCCUCACUGUGGUCCGCAAAUGGCAAUCUUCUUCUCCAACAACAAUCAUGUUCAUCUUUCUCCAACUAUCGACACUCUGCAACACCAACCAGAUGGGGUUUCAGAAAAGAGAUUGAUUUGGGACCUGCGAUUCGUAGAACCAAAGAUGAAGCAUUUCGUGUAGCUAAUCCUAAUGUUACAAUAGCAAGUGGAAGGUCGAGGAAAGAAGUGAUCAUGGUUGAUCCCCGUUGA